Messenger RNA from Leptomonas pyrrhocoris, 998 nucleotides. RefSeq lists its product as hypothetical. Bases 219 to 998 code for a protein of 259 amino acids. The transcript has a single exon. The record is from RefSeq and is a predicted model, not a curated record. NCBI's taxonomy places the organism in Eukaryota, Euglenozoa, Kinetoplastea, Trypanosomatida, Trypanosomatidae.
GUGACACAGUUUUUUUUUCCAUGUGACUAACGCUACAGCUUAUAAGCAGCAAGACAACGUAUAAAAUGCUUCGUGGAGUCAAAUUAUCGUCAUUGUUCUCGAUUCAAAAUGGACGAUUCUUCCUUUCCAGAACGUGCAACCUGUUGCUGGAACAAAACACGGAGGAACGUGUGCGUGAGGAGGAACUCCGCCAGAAAAUUCUACAAAAGUACCGGCACAUGCAAAUACCUCCUAUAACAAAUCAUCAAUAUGGUCACUUUGCGACAAUGGGAAUCAACGAGACUGCUGUUCAUCAGGCUACUGGCGACGCCGGAUCUCAGGGCUCUGGAUACGUUGGCGAGCAACGCUUUCAAAACAGAGGUAGAGUUGAUUGGAUUAUGCUGCUCACCGGCUGCGCAUUGGUAUAUUUUUCUGGAAAAAUUCUCUUCAACCAGUUUACCCGCGGUGUCAACGGACUAGAAAUGCCUUUGUGGACUGCUAGCGUGGAAAUGCAAGCGAAACAUCUGCUUUUUGCUAUUCAGUUUAGUCAGCACGAACAAGACCAGCUGAGGAAGGACUUUGAAGUCGUUCGUCAAACAAACCCGUUUGUCAACUUUUUUGAAUGGGUGCGGUCGCAGAGAUCGGAAUUCUGCUCUGGUCGUAAAUACAGCCCUGAUUACGUGUUGAACGUGCUAGUGUCUUCCUUGCGUAGCAACGAAAGCACUCAGCUAGCCAAUCUUGCUCGCACGUUGCAGCAAUCUAUGAGACGGCAAACAGGUGAUUCUCUGCAGCGCGUGGAUGACUUUGUGGAACAGUUGCAAUCUACCGGUCUCUUAUUUCAAGCGAUGCGUGGCACCGGACCCACCAACGCUUUUGCGCCUAGCUACCAACCUGCGCCAGGGUUCAUACCACCUGUCGGACACACACAGGGUGGCGCGGAGCAGUCCGAUCUUAGCAGCGCCUUAGAGGUGAAGAGCGGUGUGGCUCACAGCUCCACACCGUUUGAUGACGCAAAAUAA